AUGCUCCCAUCCUUCCUACGGCCUGCUCGAAGCAGACAGCGUCGAGACCGUUCACCGUUUUCUUCUUCGUACGCUCCCACAGUUCGAUCUCCAGAUGUUUCCCGCAACAACACACAACGCGUCCGCAGACGCUCCUCUGGGCGAGAUCAUGACAAUGUUAUAACAGAAGAAGAGGACGAAGACGCCGAGUCUGAAGUUCUUGACAAUGAAGAUGACGAGGAUGAGGACGCAGAAGAUGAGAUUGAAGACGAAGAUGAAGAGCGCAGCGAAUCCGACGAAGACGGUCCCGAUGACAAUACUCCAUUGCUCCCUAUGUUCUCUCCUGCUCGUCUGGACUCCAUACCUGUUUUUACCCUCACCCAUGCUCUGCGAACCCUGGUGACCUCCAAAUGUGACACUGUCCUCACAUGGGAACAAUUACGAUCCCCUCAGAUCUCGCAAUUCCUGCUCAAACCCAUCGAGCAGGAUAUUCGCAAUCAGCACUUUAAUCCCGCCACGGAGUACGCCCUCAUGGCCAAUUGUCUGCAGUAUACCAAAGAAGGGGCCAUUUCGUCAGGCAACAGCGGUGCCAACAAAACUCGCGCAAUGAUCUGUGAGCUUCUUUGCAUCAAAUUGUUGAGGGACCACUCCAGUCGCGAGUUGAUCGACGCCCUCUCCUAUGAUUUCGACCCCUUGCAAGGCUACGCAAAUGCCCAGGAUGCAACCAACGCUGGCGAGCAAAGACAUGGGGACAACCCACGGAAACCCAUACACAGACCAGCAAGGAUAUCCUGUUUUGAGAUUGCAAUCCGCGCUCAAGCCAAGCGAUUUCUGGCACAUCCCCUAGUUGUCACGCAACUUGAGGCUAUCUGGGCAGGCACCAUUGUCUUCCAUUCUGCUGCUGAUAACAUGCACCGAGUUGUUCCAUUCAUGCGGCAGCAACAGCAGAGGUCGUAUGGAACCAACGAGCUUGGACCUUCUGGUAGGAUGAGUCAAGGUAGCGGCCUCCCUCUUCGGCGAGCGGUGACUUUAUACAACCCUCGUGAUGCAUCCCUGUUCAAACUCUCUCGUUUGCGAGUUCCACGAUACAGGAACAUACUGUCCACCAUGUCGUUCGCAGUCUUGCUUAGUCUUUUUGUUGCGGUUUUAGUCCAGAGAUCGCUGGAAAUUUCCACCCUUGAGGUUGUUUUCUGGUUCUGGGCUGCUGGUUACAUGCUUGACGAGAUUGUAGGCUUCAACGAACAAGGGUUCAGCUUGUAUCUCGCAAGUUUUUGGAACACGUUUGAUCUCGGUAUUCUACUUAUCCUCAUGGUCCACUGGGCCCUACGGAUCUAUGGUAUCGUCAUGCCUGAUGUACGGAAGCAUACGGUUGCCAAUUUGGCCUACGACGUUCUCGCAGCCGAUGCCAUUCUUUUAUUCCCUCGACUCUUCUCUGUAUUGGAUCACUACCGCUAUUUUUCACCUUUGCUCAUCGCCUUCCGAUACAUGGCCGCGGAUCUCGUUGCUGUCUCCUUACUAAUACUCAUCAGCUGUAGCGGCUUCUUCGUCGCGCUGACAUUGUCUUUCGGUAAUGAUGGCGUUGACACUCCCAGCUCGGUGGCUUAUGCCUUGCUUCAAAUGGUCAUGGGUUUCACACCAGCUGCUUGGGACAGAUGGGACAGUUACAAUGCACUUGGAAAGUUUAUCCUGACACUGUUUUUGUUCAUAUGUCACUUUCUGGUGGUGACAAUCCUGAUUACGGUUCUGACGAACUCCUUCAUGGCUAUUGUACGAAAUGCCCACGAUGAGCAUCAGUUCCUCUUUGCCGUGAACACCAUUUCACACGUCAAAUCAGAUGCGCUGUUCUCAUAUGUUGCACCCACCAACAUUCUGCAGUGGUUACUAGUUCCGACGAGAUCGUUUAUUCCUUUUCGUCAAUAUGUCAAACUGAACCGAACAACGAUCAAGGUUACCCAUUUCCCGCUAUUGUUUGUGAUAUAUCUCUAUGAGAAGACCGUCUUACAAUCAACAGUCUUUGAUAGCAUGGACUUAGUGGAGCGCCGUGGUAGACCUAGAAAAUCGACCACUGCAAAAAUAGCUCGGCUGAAUCGAGCUCCGUCAAUCGCCACCUUCCGACAAGACUUGGCCCUUGAGGAGGUCUUCAGGCGGCCUUUUGAUAGCACAAUACGCGGCAACCAGCGGGGCCGAAAUCUUCGCAAAUCCAGUAAUGUCGUCAAUACUUGGAUGAAGGACAUGGGCGACGACAUCGCAAGUCCUCCACCCGAACAAGAUCGUCAAAGUGUCGAUCACCUAGAAGGGAAGGAAGCGACUCCAAGGAUAAAUUCGAGAAUGCGACGCUUUAGCAGGCUUCGGGACUUUUCACGCCGCACAAUGUCGGUGGCGUCCGAUCCAGAAGAUUUUGCAACCAAUAUAGAUUUUCUUUCACCACGACCAACGCCAGCAGUGGAUAACGCAACACCAUCUGUACUUGAGGAGGUCAUGCAUCAUACAGAUGCAGAUGGAGACGACGAACUUCACACGCACGAUGGAGCCGAUGAAGACGAUGCAGCAUCUUCUGCCCAUGAGUUACCAGGUGAUGCACAAGCUGACAACAAGUCGAGCGGUGCGCGUGAGUCUCACGAUUACUUCGGCACGCGAAAAUCACAAAGUGUGUCCACUUCCGAGAGUGUGGCUGCUUUCCCGGCAAUAGCAAUUGCCACCGCCAAACCAAUUCAUUUAGCAUCGGAUGCCGACUCACCAUCAAAUUUAUCUCCACAACGUCGACCUAAACAUUCCCGACAUGUAUCAACUGCAACAACGAUAUUCAAGCCAGUAGCGGACUCGGGCACUGACAAAUCAUCAUCAAGAGGUGCAACUGUCGUCCAUGUGUCAGCCCCAGGCUCAGGAGCUCGGACACCCAUCUCGAAGUCCGUUUCACACAAUGCUGGGCAUCGAACACCAAGGCGUGCAGGACUCGGUCCCAGUAGAAUGCGACCGCUUUUACCCUCCAGAGAAAAUCCAGCAUUCCGUUCUACCCCCAACCUCGCCGGUGUUGUGGAAUCGAGGAACAAGGCCAAUCAAACAAAACGACGGCCCUCCCUGGAGAUGGACCUUGUAUCAGAUAUCGGAGACAACCGUGCAAUUGGCGAAGGCUAUGUUGGCGCCGUACCCGCGUCCUUUGCGGCAGCACUUGCUCAAGGAGCAGGUGGAGCGAGACACGCCAAGGAGAAAGAGAUGAAAGAAGAACAGGAAAUGUUUGCCAAAAUUAUGAUGGCCAGGAUGAACAGUCUCGAGGAAGGUUUUAGAGAAGUCAUCCAUGAAAUGAGGGAAAGUCUGAGAAACGACGACAAUAGGAGUCGCAGUCGCGGACGACCUGCAAGACCCGCCAUUCCAAAAGAGAAACGAACCAAAGAAAAGGAUCGUGAACGACCCACGACAUCGGGUGGAAGUAAAGAUACCGUUGAUGUUCAACGCAUCGAGAAGGCGACGCAACAAGGCCCAUCAGCAGAAUUGCCUUCAGGAUCGGUGGGUAUCGAAACUGGCAAGGGUCAGCCGGACCCGCCAGCUGAGAAGACCAAUGUGGAUGCGACAGUCCACGAGGAGUGA
This is a messenger RNA of Exophiala aquamarina CBS 119918, 3564 nucleotides long. RefSeq lists its product as uncharacterized. The transcript has a single exon. Lineage: Eukaryota; Fungi; Ascomycota; Eurotiomycetes; Chaetothyriales; Herpotrichiellaceae. The coding region runs from base 1 to 3564 and encodes 1187 amino acids. The record is from RefSeq and is a predicted model, not a curated record.